Messenger RNA from Diatraea saccharalis (sugarcane borer), 1208 nucleotides. Lineage: Eukaryota; Metazoa; Arthropoda; Insecta; Lepidoptera; Crambidae. The record is from the annotation of a GenBank genome assembly.
UCAUUGCAUACAUAUCUAUGAUACAAAUAGUCUGUGAUCCAUAUCAAUUAUCAAUGUGCUUUGCUUGUAGUGGAGGUUAAGUUUUUUAAGAAAAAUGGAUAUUGUUAACGAAAUUUUGGAGCGAGAGCAAAAAAAAGCGGAAAAGUACAAACCAAUUACGGUAGAAAAGCAUUUAGACUUAGAAUUUGAUGUCGGUAGCUUGCUUGCUUUUGAUACAAAUGAUCUAGAUACUAAGUCGUUGCACUCCCAAAAGGACGUUUAUUUACACACAUUAUCACGAGAUAACGCGCAGUUAUUAUUGAACAAAGUAUGGGAGCUUCCUACAGAGAGGAUCGACGAAGCGAUUGUAGUUCGUCUACCACCGCCAACAACCGUUUUACCGCGAGCGAAGCCAGUGCCCAAGCCCAAACCUUUAACGAAAUGGCAAGAGUUUGCUAAAGCUAAAGGAAUUACAAAGAAAAAGAAAGAUAAAUCACAGUGGGAUGAACAGUUACAGAAAUGGGUGCCACUCUAUGGAUUCCGAAAAGCUGCAGCAGAAAAAGAGAAGAACUGGUUGAUAGAAGUGCCACAGAAUGUAGAUCCAAUGACAGAUAUGUAUGAAAAGAAAGCCUCUGAGAAAACAGAAAAAGUAGCAAAGAAUGAAUUGCAACGAUUGAAAAAUAUUGCUAGAGCCAGAAAAGUAAAGAUACCUCGAGUCGGUAUUCCAAUUACUUCUGAUAAGGCAUCUGCAACACAGUUAGCUACUGCAGCAACUGUUGCUAAGGCUUCCACAGCUUCUCUUGGUAAAUUCCAAGACAAACUUCCUAAGGAAAAAGAAGCUAGAGGCAAAGGAAUACAUGAAAUCAUUCCUGGCAAAGAAAGGAAACGUAAAGCACCUUUACCAACACCACAAGCUGAAAGAGAAAAUAACUUAAACCUCCUUGACAGUAUACUCAAUAAAAGACCUAAAAUUGACAUGGAUAGAGCGGUCUCAAAGUAUAUACAUGAUGAACAAGUACAGAGAUCUGAAGAAAAGAAAAACUUAAAACCAUCUAAAGGGAGAUUUAAAGGCAAAGGUAAAGGAAAUGUGACAAACUUCUCUGCGAAAAAGCCUAAGGCUGGUAGAGGACAAAGAAAUCCUAGUAAAAAGAAUCCAGGUAGGAAGCGGAGGUAAUACAUAUAUUGUGAAAUAUUUCAACAAUUAUUAAAAAUAUACUUUAAUUGAUAUA